This is a messenger RNA of Cordyceps fumosorosea ARSEF 2679, 420 nucleotides long. RefSeq lists its product as hypothetical. The transcript has 2 exons. The record is from RefSeq and is a predicted model, not a curated record. The coding region runs from base 1 to 420 and encodes 139 amino acids. NCBI's taxonomy places the organism in Eukaryota, Fungi, Ascomycota, Sordariomycetes, Hypocreales, Cordycipitaceae.
AUGGCGUCCUCGGUGCAGGCCGGCUACUUCCCCGUCUACCCCGUCCAGGACCUCCUCCCGGACCCGGAGAUCCGCACCUUCCUCACCAACUUCUACCGCAUCUCCGACAACCCGGCCUCGGACGAGCUUUGGGUCAGCCACUUCACCGACGACGCGCACAUACGGGAGCUUCGCGGGAGGAUGUGGAAGGUGGUGGCGGAGAGGAGGCACACAGUGGAAAAGGUGUUCCCGGCAAGGUUCCGGGAGGACGAGCAGGGGGAGUGCGAGUGCAUGCUGUUCGGGGAGGUGCGGAUCAAGACGAGGGACGACAAGGAGAUGGUGGUGCCGUGGGCGGGACAUGCGACGUUGACAAAGGUGGUUGUUGAUGGGUUGAAGGAGGAGUGGAAGUUUGCGCAGUAUCGCGUUUGGCUUCAGAGGUGA